AGCAGCGGCGCGGGCGACGGAAGUGAGGCUGCCUUCGUCAUCAAACUCAGACGACCAGCUAGAGGGCCUGUCGUCAUUAUUCUGCGCCGGAAAACGCGGUCUUGGGGACUCCUUUCCCGGAACCCUGAAAUCCGGGUUAUGAAUCGCAAGAGACGGCUCCUGGCGUCUGAGGCUUUUGGGGUGAAGCGGAGGCGAGCGCCGGGACCCGUGAGAUCGGAUCCUUUAAGAACGAGAGCAGGCUCGGCACGCGAGGCCAUCGAGGAGCUCGUGAAGCUGUUCCCCCGGGGGCUGUUCGAGGACGCGCUGCCGCCCAUCGCGCUGAGGAGCCAAGUGUACAGUCUCGUGCCAGACCGGACGGUGGCCGACCUACAACUGAAGGAGCUUCAAGAGCUGGGAGAGAUCCGAAUCAUCCAGCUAGGCUUUGACUUGGAUGCUCAUGGGAUUGUCUUCACGGAAGACUACAGGACCCGGGUCCUCAAGGCCUGUGAUGGCCGACCAUGUGCUGGGGCGGUGCAGAAGUUCCUGGCCUCAGUGCUCCCAGCCUGUGGGGACCUCAGUUUCCAGCAGGAUCAGAUGACACAGACUUACGGCUUCAGGGACCCGGAGAUCACGCACCUGGUGAACGCUGGGUUCCUCACUGUCCGAGAUGAUGAAAGCUGGUGGCUGGCUGUGCCUGGAGCUGGAAGAUUCAUCAAGUGCUUUGUUAAAGGGCGCCAGGCUGUACUGAGCAUGGUGCGGAAGGCCAAGUACCGGGAGCUUGCCCUGUCAGAG
Molecule: messenger RNA, 771 nt
Organism: Mus caroli (Ryukyu mouse)
Lineage: Eukaryota; Metazoa; Chordata; Mammalia; Rodentia; Muridae
Source: RefSeq, a predicted model, not a curated record